AUGGAUGAUAGAGACAGAGGUCAAGCAUCAACAGCAGCAGCAGCAGCGGCAACAACGGCAGGAGCGGGAGCAGUAGCAGCAAAAAUGAAAUUUAGUAAGCGACAGGUACGGCCCAGUGAAUCAGCCAGCAUAGCAGCACCUCCGGAAGCAAAAAUUUUCAGGAGGGCACUAGGCAAGCCAGCCAGUAUGCCGAUACAGCCGUCGGCUAUUUUUGUUGAUAAGAAGCGUCGCGAGAGAUCAGCAAGUAAAGAAGCACGAACAAAAGAGCUCGCAGCGCUGGCAUCACAAGCAGCAACUCUCAACAUUGCUAGCUCAUCAGAUUCCAUGAAAAAAUGGACGGCGCUGGAUGAUGUUGCGCUCAUAACAGCCGUAGCAUGGGUAAACGUAUUGCCUGUUUUCACCUGCCCCCAUCAGUUUCUCUGA
Messenger RNA from Gongylonema pulchrum, 423 nucleotides. The record is from the annotation of a GenBank genome assembly. Lineage: Eukaryota; Metazoa; Nematoda; Chromadorea; Rhabditida; Gongylonematidae.